Molecule: messenger RNA, 2712 nt
Organism: Medioppia subpectinata
Lineage: Eukaryota; Metazoa; Arthropoda; Arachnida; Sarcoptiformes; Oppiidae
Source: the annotation of a GenBank genome assembly
CAUCGCUCACACCAUUCACACCACUGAUCACUGGAUCCGAUGGACCACUCACUGCAGGCCAGCGACCAGUCCUUCGACGCGAUCGCCACUAACAUUGUGUUUGACAAACAAAUACCUGUUUAUGGCUACCAAUCGAAGGAUCAGUUGAUGAAAAGGGAGCGACAAUUGUCUAAAUUCUUCAAAUGCUGUCCAAACGCGGCCACCGAUGACCACAACAAUGGCACCAAUGAGUGCUUCUUCGCCACUAACGACGCCAAAGAGUUUGAGCAACACUUACAGCGCUGUCACCAAAAGGUUUGCUGUAUUUAUUGUCUUCUCGAGAGUCGUCUCCGAAGCGGUGACUCCGGAGCCGACGUCGAGCUCGAAGUGGAUGUCUUUGAGACCACAGAUUGUCAGUCACUCAUCGAUCAUAUGAUUCAAACCCAUGGAAAGCGUGUCUAUCAAUGCAAUCGAUGUCUGUUUCGGGCCAUCACUUGCGGCCACAUUCAGAUGCAUCAGAUCUCAAGACAUACUCACAUCUGGUCUGAACACAACUCUAAGCUUAAGAUUGAUUCGUUGGAAGAGCUAAAUGAAGACAUUUGUAAGAUAAUUGUCUGUAAAGACAUCGACACCGGUUCAAUAGUGGAACCGUUGUCUUGGAUCUCGAAAUUGUCACCCGAUUUGGACACACUUUUAGACGACGAUAAGUCUUACUGUCUUUACUGUGAUUUUAAUGACAAACAAAUGGUGAAUGUAUUGAUUCAUUGUCAUGAAAGACAUCCCGACUUCGCAAUCAGUGUCUAUAAUAAAGAGUUGGAAGAUAUCUAUGCCUUGAACGACGAGAUUAGUGACGAAUCAGAUGCGGUGGCCGUCGUCUCAGACGAUGACAGCAGCGAUACUAGCGAUUCGGACGUCGAGUGCGAGGCAAACACUGGUCCCAAACCGGCGACCGUUCCGUUUAAGACUCAGUGCACCACUGAAUGCAUGCCUGAUAUACCGGGCCUUUCCGACGAUUUCUUGGCUCCGCGACAACUGCCAACUAAACGAAGGCUUCCCUUCGGCGGCAAUAGAAGGCCUCCUAAACCGUAUAACGAAUACACUGAAUAUCGUCCGCCAGUGGCCACACCUAAUGUCUCACAAUUCGCGUCCAUUCCCGACACAUUUGAUAUGGAUUUUUCCCGUCCCAUAACACCCAUUACUCCCAUUCCUCUGACAUCCACUCCUGUGAACAGAGUUCCGAUACAACAUAUUAAUCAUAUUAUCAAUAAAUCAACGAAUAAAAAAUCGCCCAAAAAGUUUGUAGACCACGACUCGCCUAAACCACAGGACCCGCCACUACUAACCGGCUAUAGAGCCCAUAAACUUCAGAAAUACGGAACAUUACACGUGCCGAACAAACGUAAAAACAAACACAAAAACAAACACAACUCAACGCCAAACAAUCCUUCGACAAUCUCUACCGAUGAGAUCACUUCCGAGAACGUGAUUGACAUCGGCAUGAUUUACGGGGAUUUACAUUCGGGUUCCGAUGACGAAACGUCCACAAGAACUCCCUCUUUUAAAGUGAUUAAAAGAGUUGGCGUUCAGACGCCUAAAGGCAAGUCCAAGACUCCGGCCUUCACUUAUGUGCCGCGAAGAGACGAGUCCGACGAUUACGUGAAUCUCGUCAAUGAGGCUCCGGUUCCGAAGCGGGGACUGAAAGCUCGGUUUGAAAAUCAGCAUCACUUCCAACUCAUUAUACCCGGCGUUUCCGACCAAAAGCUUAAACACAUGUAUAAAUGCGUUCUCUGUCCACACGCGGCUCCCUUUCAUCAGACCAAUCGAGUCAAUCACUUACGCACCGAACAUAACAGCGACUCUUCGUUUAAGUGCGGUUACUGUCAUUUCAUUGGAUCGCGCGAUGCGAUCAAAGAGCACUCAAAAGUAUCGCAUCCGAGUCUAUCCGUAUCCAUCCAUACGUUUAUUAUAUCUGUAGAACAAACGUCUUCUAUAGGACUCACAAAUGAGGCGAGUAUUAAGAAGUUAACGGCCAGAAAGAGCACUGCUUUGAGCACUGGAUUAGUGUCGAAGGGAGGGAAGGGAGCGCUCACUCAGAAGAUACUCAACACUAAUUAUGUUGAUUUGGGUCCAGUCGGCAGCGACCGAAUGGGCAGAAAGCGGUCAAUUGCUAGCGCCGAGAGUCAGCCUUUUAGCCGAGUUCACAAUCGAUCGACACAUUCCUCGAAUAUUAAGCGCAAGAAAUUGGAGUCAAAUAAUGACAUGGAAUUUGAAGAGAAUGAAGAUUCAGAUGAUAUGCAACUCAACGACGAAUCCGAUUCAAUGCAAUCAGACGUUGAGAGCGACGCUAACCCACAACCAGAUCCUGUUUUCUCCUCUGGCGAUGAAGAUAUCGAAGAAGUGUUUUCGCCGAAGAAGCAGACAGUGGCGCGCAAAUCGACGGCUAAGCCGUGUUCUCAGUCGUUGAACGAGUCAAUGAUCGCCAAACCAUUAGAAGAAUCGGAGAUUCCGCCAAAGUUUUUGUGCGUGUUUUGCGACGAAGGCUUCGUUAUAAACGACAAAUGGGAAGCCAUUGAACACUAUAAGAGUCAUUUGGGUCUCGGCUACUCCUGCUCUCAGUGCCACUUCAAAUGCGUUGCCUAUAACUCGAUGGAAAAUCACUGGCAUAGUGUCCAUAAGAGCGAUGACAUGGACUUCGUUGAUAACAUGACAGAAGAGAUUCGGUCGUGGAUUAUA